Messenger RNA from Aaosphaeria arxii CBS 175.79, 1992 nucleotides. RefSeq names its product succinate dehydrogenase flavo protein subunit. Gene Ontology annotation, molecular function: succinate dehydrogenase (quinone) activity; flavin adenine dinucleotide binding; electron transfer activity. The record is from RefSeq and is a predicted model, not a curated record. Gene Ontology annotation, biological process: mitochondrial electron transport, succinate to ubiquinone; tricarboxylic acid cycle. The transcript has 7 exons. Lineage: Eukaryota; Fungi; Ascomycota; Dothideomycetes; Pleosporales. The coding region runs from base 1 to 1992 and encodes 663 amino acids.
AUGAAGCGAACACUAUCCCGCGCAUUCUCGCGCCACCGCCAGUGCUGCACAUCUACAUUUGCAGAGAGCGCGUGGUCGACGUCGACGGUGUCGCGACGGCGCUGUGUGAAUCAAACGUCGUGGAGGCGGGCAUAUGCAACGGCAGAGAAUGCACGGCCGGGAUUGAAGGUUAAAGGGUUGACGGUUAUAGAUCAUCAUUAUGAUGCGAUCGUAGUAGGCGCAGGCGGAGCAGGCCUCCGCGCAGCUGUGGGACUCACGGAGGCUGGACUCAAGACGGCGUGCGUUACGAAGCUGUUUCCUACGCGGUCGCAUACGGUGGCUGCGCAGGGGGGAAUCAAUGCUGCGUUGGGGAACAUGACAGAAGACGACUGGCGAUGGCACAUGUACGACACAGUCAAAGGCAGCGACUGGCUAGGUGACCAAGACGCAAUCCACUAUAUGUGCCGCGCAGCGCCCGACGCCAUCAUCGAGCUCGAGCACUACGGGAUGCCGUUCUCGCGGACAUCCGACGGCCGGAUCUACCAGCGGGCGCUCGGGGGCCAGAGUCUGAAGUACGGGAAGGGCGGGCAGGCGUACAGGACGGCAUGUGCGGCGGAUCGGACGGGGCAUGCGAUGCUGCAUACGUUGUAUGGGCAGAGUCUGAAGGAGGGGGUGCAGUUUUUCGUGGAGUAUUUUGCGUUGGAUUUGUUGAUGGCGGAGGGGAAGUGUGUCGGGGUUACGGCAUUGAAUAUGGAGGAUGGGACGGUGCAUCGGAUGUUUGCGAGGAAUACUGUGUUGGCUACUGGUGGCUAUGGACGGGCGUACUUCAGUGCUACGAGCGCACAUACAAGUACGGGUGAUGGGAGUGCAAUGGCUGCCAGAGCGGGAUUGCCACUUCAAGAUAUGGAAUUUGUGCAGUUUCAUCCUUCUGGCAUCUACGGAGCGGGAGUCCUCAUUACAGAAGGCGCCCGUGGAGAAGGAGGCUACCUGCUGAACGCUCAAGGCGAACGGUUCAUGGAACGAUACGCGCCAACGGCAAAGGAUCUCGCGUCUCGAGACGUCGUAUCCCGCUCGAUGAAUCUUGAGAUCCUGGAAGGUCGAGGCGUGGGAAAGGAUCGCGACCACAUCUCCCUGCAGCUCUCCCACCUACCAAAAGAGAUCAUACAUGAACGGUUACCAGGAAUAGCAGAGACAGCAGCCAUCUUCGCCGGCAUUGACAUCACGCGAGAGCCUAUUCCUGUGAUACCGACUGUUCAUUACUGCAUGGGCGGCAUUCCCACCAACUACCACGGCCAAGUUCUCGACAACGUCAACGGCGAAGACAAAGUCGUAGACGGACUCUAUGCAGCAGGCGAAGCAGCAUGCGUGAGCGUCCACGGUGCAAACCGACUCGGUGCCAAUUCUCUCCUCGACAUCGUAGUCUUCGGCCGCGCCUCAGCUCUUCACAUCUCCUCCAACCACGCCCCCUCAGCACCACACCACCCAUCUCCCGCAGACAUCGGCCUCCCAUCCCUCACGCACCUAACAUCCCUCCUGGAUUCUACCACUGGCACAACACCCACCUCCACCCUCCGCGACUCCAUGCAACGAACAAUGCAAACCACCACCGCCGUCUUCCGCACCCACGACUCCCUCUCUUCCGGACAUGACACCCUCCGCUCCCUCGCCACCGACUUCAGCACCUCCAUCCGCCUCACCGACAAGUCCCUCAUCUGGAACACCGACCUCAUCGAGACACUGGAGUUACGCAACCUUCUCACCAACGCACUACAGACCAGCAAAGCCGCACUGACGAGGACAGAGAGCAGAGGUGCGCAUGCUAGGGACGAUUUCCCGGAGAGGGAGGAUAAAGAGUGGUUGAAGCAUAGUUUGACGUGGCAGAAGGACGUCGAUGAGGAAGUGGAGUGGGGAACGAGAGCAGUGAUGAUGGAUACGCUCGAUGAGGCGGAGUGUGCGACUGUGAAGCCAGUCAAGAGAGUUCCAUUCGCCUUGCUAAUGAUACAUUCAUCAUAG